CACACACACACACACACACACACACACACACACACACACACACACACACACACACACACACACACACACAAUACACACACACACAAAGACACACACACACACAAAUACACACACACACAAACACAGCAAUUAGAAAAGGAGACGGGCAAGCUGUUCAAGAAGAAGAAGAAGUUUGAGGACACAGAACGCAAGACGGCACAGAAGUGCGACGACCUCACAGUGGAGAUCAAAGACCUGGAUGGACUACUGGUGCAACGACAGCAGGAGGCGGAUCAAAAGAAUGAGAAUAUGAAGGAGGCGUUUAAAGCACACGAGGCUACAGUCAAUGCACUCAAGGAAGAACUGGCCAACAAGAAGCAGAAUGCAAA
Molecule: messenger RNA, 368 nt
Organism: Sphaeroforma arctica JP610
Lineage: Eukaryota; Ichthyosporea; Ichthyophonida
Exons: 2
Source: RefSeq, a predicted model, not a curated record